This is a messenger RNA of Amorphotheca resinae ATCC 22711, 1063 nucleotides long. RefSeq lists its product as hypothetical. Gene Ontology annotation, biological process: secondary metabolite biosynthetic process. The coding region runs from base 32 to 904 and encodes 290 amino acids. The record is from RefSeq and is a predicted model, not a curated record. The transcript is spliced from 3 exons. Lineage: Eukaryota; Fungi; Ascomycota; Leotiomycetes; Helotiales; Amorphothecaceae.
AAUGCCUCCAACAACAAGGCUGAUCGCAACAAUGGCGACCCAGCUCGUCCCACUGCUUGAAAUCGAGCGACUUAGCUCAAGAGUUAUUCGCAUUUUGGGAGGCAAUCCAGGAAAGUUCACAUUGCAAGGAACGAAUACAUAUAUUGUUGGGACGGGACCACGCCGCUUACUGAUUGAUACGGGAGAGGGGAAGCCGUCGUGGAUCUCGGCCGUACAGAAGACCCUCAAGGAGGAGAAUGCUACCAUUAGUGAGGCAAUCUUAACGCACUGGCACCACGACCAUACUGGAGGGCAGAAAGAUCUGCUUGGCAUCUCCCCAGAGACAAAGAUACACAAGAAUAGUCCAAGUGAGGGGCAGCUGAACAUAACGGAUGGGCAGACGUUCCAAGUGGAUGGAGCUUCAUUACGCGCUGUAUUUUCCCCGGGACAUGCUCAGGAUCAUAUGGCAUUCAUUCUCGAGGAAGAAGACGCGAUGUUCACUGGAGACAAUGUGCUCGGGCACGGGACCGCCGUCUUCGAGGACCUUGCGACUUAUCUGAACAGUUUGGAAAAGAUGCGAGGAGCCUUCCGGGGUCGGGCAUAUCCCGGACAUGGAGCAGUGAUUGCAGAUGGCCCAAGCAAGAUUGCAGAAUACAUUCGGCAUCGGAAGCAGCGUGAGGAUCAGGUGAUCCAAGUGCUGAAAUCAUGUAAGUCUUCGCCAGGCCGCGAGGCGGGUGAGGGCGAGGUUGAUGAGUGGACGUCCAUGGAAAUCGUCAAGAUAAUCUACAAAGAUGUCCCGGAAAACCUUCACCUGCCCGCUAACGGUGGCGUCAUGCAAAUCCUACGAAAGUUAGAGGAAGAGGAUAAGGUUGUUGAAAAUCCGAGGACAGAGACUUGGAGAGUAAAGAAUCGUGCAGCGUUGUGAUGUUGCCUAUGGGAUCAGUCUCCACAGAUCCUGAUAUAGAUACCCUGUGGGAGUGUUUGGAGACUUUGAUAGCCGUAUGAACCAGACUUACAAUCCGAGGCUACCGGUCUCGCGGGUCUACGUAAUGUGUAGAAACUAUAUGAACCACCACUUCCAGCC